GUCUUGACUUCCGUUUCCGACGGAAUGCUCCGGCGUUGGCCAUGAGAAGUGUUGCUUUGUCAAAUGGUUCCUCUUUCUGUAGGAUUACUGCAAUGGGAAAGAGCAACAAGUCCCACUCCCAUCUUUCUAAUAAAGAUCCUGAACCAACCCCUCCAAGAAUUACAUCAAAUGUCAAGCAAAAUUUGCAGUUUUUGAGGUUGUGGAAGGAAUUUCAGAGGAGCAAAUCUACUUCUCCUAAGCCUGCCACUAGUUACCGCAGGAAGAAGCCACAAAAGGAGCAACUUCCACAAGAUAUUAUAGACCUCCAUCCUGAUCCUACCACAACUCUUUACUAUACUAACCAGGGUAUAGGUGACGCUGUCCCUGUCUUGCUUGUUGAUGGUUAUAAUGUAUGUGGCUAUUGGAUGAAACUGAAAAAACACUUUCUGAAAGGAAGGCUUGAUAUCGCUCGUCAAAAGCUAAUAGAUGAACUUAUCACUUUCGGUAUGCUAAGAGAGGUUAAAGUGGUAGUUGUAUUUGAUGCCAUGAUGUCUGGGCUGCCUACCCACAAGGAAACUUUUGCCGGUGUUGAUAUAAUUUACUCUGGAGAAUCUUGUGCCGAUGCAUGGAUUGAGAAGGAGGUUGUCGCCUUGAAGGAGGAUGGAUGCCCUAAAGUUUGGGUUGCAACUUCUGAUAAUAGGCAGCAGCAAGCUGCACAUGGAGCUGGGGCCUUUAUUUGGAGUAGCAAGGCAUUGGUUACCGAGAUUAAAGCUUCACACAAAGAAGUUGAGAGGAUGCUUCAAGAACAUAGGUCAAGUUCAUUUCAAGGCAGGUUAUUGAAGCACAAUCUGGAUUCUGAAGUUGUUGAUGCUCUUAAGGAUCUGAGGAAGAAGUUAUUAGAGAAUGAAUCAAGAUAGAUAUAUAGCUAGGAUUUGUAUAUAUGUAAAUGUAAUUAUGUUUGAUAAUGCAUGGGUAGAGCAUGAGGGUUGAGGCAUUGAAUGGUAUAAAAUUGACAAGGCAAUUAAUUUGGAGGGAGUGCAGAGAUGAGCAAUGAGGAGGGAAAUGCAGAAAGGGUAGCCGGUGGGCAUUUUUUUUUUUUUACUGUAUAAUAUGUGUUGAAGAGGUGUGAGUGAAAUAGAUAGACAUUGUGUUUUUUUGUUGUUGGGAGGACCAAUACAAUAUGUGUGUUUUUUAGCAAAAUUGUAAACCGUUGUUGUUAAGUAAUAAUGUAAUAUUGAGUGGCUUUGAUAUGUUGGUGAGGAUGGCAAUGGCAAUGGCAAUGGCAAUGGCAUUGGCACAGGCAUAGUAGAAUCGAAUGGAAGAGAGGAGCGCAUGUAAUGUAAAUUAAGAAAUAGACAAAGGGUACAAGUCUAUUCAUCUAUUAGGAGUGGAUAGAGGUGCAUCAGAUUCACCGUCUCCAAUUAAAGUGGCAGAGGCAGAGUGAUAUAGAAGGAGGACUAACUGACAUCUGCAGGCCCAUCAAACGAAUAUUACAAAUUGAAUGGGGAAGGCAGUGAAAGGGUAGUAAUUGCCACCGCUACUGCCAGGUCAGAUCAGGUCAGGUCGGUCUUUGUUCCUGUGCUGUAACUGUACGUCUUUAAUUUGUCUCUCUCAUUGCCAGACUGCCAGUCCGUCCUUCCCUUUGUAUUGUUGUAGCUAGCACUACAACUACUACUAGAAUACAACUACAAAUGAUUG
Molecule: messenger RNA, 1677 nt
Organism: Rubroshorea leprosula
Lineage: Eukaryota; Viridiplantae; Streptophyta; Magnoliopsida; Malvales; Dipterocarpaceae
Source: the annotation of a GenBank genome assembly